This is a messenger RNA of Topomyia yanbarensis, 1643 nucleotides long. Its product is annotated as G-patch domain and KOW motifs-containing protein. The record is from RefSeq and is a predicted model, not a curated record. Gene Ontology annotation, cellular component: spliceosomal complex. Gene Ontology annotation, biological process: mRNA splicing, via spliceosome. The coding region runs from base 132 to 1550 and encodes 472 amino acids. The transcript is spliced from 4 exons. NCBI's taxonomy places the organism in Eukaryota, Metazoa, Arthropoda, Insecta, Diptera, Culicidae.
UUUGUUUUCGUUCGCGAACAUCGCUUCGUCCGUAGGUUUUCGCCGGUUCGUAUCCGCUAAGAUUUAGGUGUUUCGGUUACAAUUUCUAACGAUUAAUUUAGUGUUGGCAUUCCGUGGUCCGAGCGGUCAUAAUGGCAGAAAAGAAGAUUAGUUUCGGUUUUAGCAAAAUCGCAAAGAAAAUAAAUUUGCAAGCCGGACCGGCCGCAUCCACCGCCGGUGCAAGCAGCUCAAGAGGAAAAGAUGAGAAAAUCGAGAUGAUAUCCUGCUUGGAAGGUCAAUCGAUUAAGAUCAUAGGGAAAGAAAAUGGUGACGAGGAGGCCGCCCCCUUGGUGAUUCCCUUGCGGGACCAAGACAAAACAACGAUCCCUGUACGAUUAGCCAAAUUGCAGCAAAUCAACGAAGACCGAAAGGUGCCACAUGUUGGAGAAGAAACGCUCGAACAGAAGGCAGCCCGCGAACUGCUCGCGGCUGCCCAUGAUCACAAGAAUCGUGCAGUGGAAAAGAAUAAUAUUGUGAUUCCGCUGAAACCGGAAGACUUACCCCUCGAGGGAGGUCAAAUGUCUUCGUUGGCGGAUUACGAAGCGAUGCCACCGGAAAAGUUUGGCCUGGCACUGCUUCGCGGAAUGGGUUUUAAGGAUGAUCCCAAUGCACCGAAAAAGGAAGACAAAUUGCCCGAUGUUCGACCCAAAGGGAUGGGUUUGGGGGCAGAACGCAUACCGAAGGAUAAAAAUCGCCAGUUGAUUCCACCGGCGAAGGAUGAAGUGUUGGUGAUGGGAAAGGGUGCAUUUGUGAGAGUGUUAGCUGGGAAGCACAAGGAGUCAUACGGAAGGGUCGAAAGCCUAAAUGAGGACACCUCUCGCGUGCUGGUUUGUUUCGCCCUCGGAGGUAACCAGGAAUCUUUGAACGAAUACCUACUCCAACUCGUCUCGAAAGCCGAGUACAGCAAAUACUCCAAAGUGCUAAACAAUGCAAAGUACGAAGAGUUUAAGUAUCGCUCGGCAACCACUGGUGUAGCGGUUAAACAAGAAGAGCGUGACGAACGUAAGAUCAAACGAGAACCUUCGGAUUCACCUCCACCUAAACCUCAAGCUUCCUGUUCCAACCGGACGAAUACAGUUGAUCACAAACAACAACAACAGCACAAAAACCGAUCCCGCCACAGUUCCCGCUCACCUUCCCGGAGUGAUCAUAACAAUCGAAGGGAUCGGCGUGACGAUCGUCGUGAUGAUCGUGACUCGAGAACCAGCAACAAUCGGCACGAUCACCGAGAUCGCCACACAAGACGUGAUUUAAGCGAUGCCGAUGAGUCCACCGAUGGUUCGGUAAAUGAUCGAGAUCGAAAUCGACAUCAUCAUCAUCGGCACCAGAAAGCAUCGUCCUAUGGAAGGACAUCUUCCGGGACGAAAAAGAAAUCACACAAAUACAAACAACGCCGGGAUCACUCACGGGAGCGGAAGGUUGCUCAUUCGUCCGACGAAGAUGAUCGGCAUCACAAGAAGAAAACGAAAAAGAGCAAGAAACAGCGAAGUCGAUCUCGUAGUCGUCGGUAGUGAAGGCUCGGGGAGUUGGAGGAAGUGAGUUAAUCGUUGACUGUGAGUGAUUGUGAAAGUAAUAAAAAAUAAGUGAAUGACAACCAUUAUCAU